AUGGCGCCCGUGGCCAAGGAAUUCGAACGAAUCAUCAAUACCGCCCGCGAGCGCAAGAAGAAUGAAGCCCUCGCCGACAAAAUCUUCUCCAAGGGCCGCCGCCAGAGUGCGCCCACCAACCUGAAGGGUGCGCAGCCCGGAGGAUCGCUGGCCAGCCGAGUCGGUGUCAAAAAGGCCCAGCCUCAGAACAAAGCCACAGUCUCUACUCAGCGCCGUCGAGCAACCGUCCCUGCCGGCGACGUCAACGGCGAGUGGACUCACGACCUCCACAACUCCGUCAACCGCCCCAGCGCCUCCUCCAACGCCCCCCUCAGCUCCCGCAUAACCCUCCCCGGCGCCCCCAAGAAGACGGCGGCCGCUCAGAAAAAGGCCACCAGGCUGGCUGCCGCCCUCGACCGCAUGGACACGGACGAUUCCGUCAGGCAGCAGGUCAACAUUGUCAAGAACGGCAAGUCGCAGAAACCAGACGCCGGCUUGACGAUCCGGGGGCUCGCGGGCCCGUUUGCCGUCAUGGGACAGAACUUUGCGCCGGGAACGACGGCGGCGGACGUCGAGAGCGCCAUGACGCCGGUGGGUGGCGAGAUGGUCAGCUGCGAAGUCGUCAAGACGCAGCCCUUUAUGAUUAUCGAGAUGGUGUUUGCGUCGAGGGAGGGCGGAGAAAGAGUCAUUGAGACGUUCAACAACAAGACUGUAAGGCCCUCGUCCCCCUUGUUCUAUUUCACUCAUGAUCCCUCGUUGCUAACAAUUCCCCCUUCAAAGGCCGAUGGCAGAAUCCUCAAAGUCUACGCCAAGCCCGGCGGCUACAAACCAAGCCGCGACUCAGCAUCAGGGCGUCAGUCGUCACACCGCGACCAAGUCGUCGACGGCUCCAUGGGCUUCCCCGACAACGACCUCAUGGACACGGAGAACGUGCCCCCCUCGACCAGAGGCAACAGACUGCACUACGAUGGCGGCAAGAACAACUCCGCCAACAACAAGCGCGGCCGCGGGUUCCAGAAGGGCUCCAACAUCAACAACAACAACGGCGGACGAUAG
Molecule: messenger RNA, 1035 nt
Organism: Trichoderma aggressivum f. europaeum
Lineage: Eukaryota; Fungi; Ascomycota; Sordariomycetes; Hypocreales; Hypocreaceae
Exons: 3
Coding region: 1-1035 (344 amino acids)
Source: RefSeq, a predicted model, not a curated record